CAGCAAAUUUUUCAUCACUUCCAAAGUAGUUCGUGACUUCACCAGUUGUGUGGGAAAAUUGUGAGCAAAGUUUUGCGAUAGUUGCUUCAAUAAUCCGUCGGGCGUGUAUGUGUUUUCCCAUCCAUUUUCCAUAACGUCUAAAACAUAUUUGCCUUACGUGUCGACGGCAUUACGUAUGCACGUAGCGUGAAUCCUAGAAUCGCUGGAAACAGCUGCAAGAGUGCACUUCCUCUUCUAGCCAACAUCUGUCGUCUGCAUCAUCAUCAUCCGAGCGGGGUCGAAGUGGAAGUGCGUGACGUUGUUUAGGUCUGCAUCCUUACUGAUUUGCCGAAAGUUGGGUUAAUUGAUUACCAGCCAAAAGGAUCGCCUGGAGCGGCGCCUAUCGUUUUAUAUGCCUUUAGAAAGCGUACAAGAAACACCAGCACUCAAAGGAGCACCGCUAUCUUCCAUAUCACGGAGUUUCAGUGGUACGACGUGCAUGAUUUCUCAUAGGAGCAGUAAAAGUCAUAGGACUUCAAAAUAUUCUAGCAAUAGACACCGGAAAUUACAACCGUUCAGGGAAACGUGAAAAAUUGAAGCAAAAUUAGGCACCUGUAUAUUUUUAUUUAAAUUGUGAUAAGUAUCGUCUUAACGAAUAUAUUGUACGAGCUGUGCAUCGCUAAUCCGUCGCUACAUUCGCUCGCUUAAAGCAGCGAAAAUCAACGUCUGCAUUUGGCGAAAGAGUGUCUCCCGCAUUCGUUUGGAACAGCAAGCUGAAAGAGAUUGAUCUGCGAAAAAGGCUACCUUGGUAGACAGUGGAAGUAACGUGUUGGUGUGUUUAUAACUAGAGGACAAUAUAUAUAUUGUUGCCUCAGUGUCAAGGCGGAAAACAAAUCCCGUACCACGUAGGACGGGAAGUGAACAGAGGAAUUGAUCCUGCUGAUUUAUCUCUAAGAAAGAGGGUCGAUAAAAGCCCCACCACGCGCCACCAUCACCACAUCAUCCCACAAAUGCUUUUGUCACCAACAACAACGGCACACAGCAGAUUCGAGUACGCCGUAAUCGCCACUGGAGGAUUGCAUUCGCAAAAAAAUCGACCGAUCAUCGAUCGCUUCACCGGUGAACAGAUGAAUUUGGUCAGCUUGCAGCAGCCGUCUCGUUGGUUUCGUUAAGAAUCAUCACCACAACGGUGCAGUGCUAUCUGAACCCUUCUCCCCAUCCAUAGUUGAAACACCCGGGGAAGAGUUGUUUUGCAUGAAGUAGAAUCACGAGCAUCAUAUACUAUCGUUAGGCUGUCGGCGCCGGCGUUCAAAUUGCAGACGGACGAUCUGGUUCUGCGUUCAAUAGCCGAAUAGAUCGGAUCGAAGAGUUCCCGCUGACGAACACCACUUGCGAGUGUGUGAACUAUAGUAGGAACGAAUUCCUGAGUCUGUAAGAUCAACAGCUUCGUCCCGUUUGUUGUAAAAAGAGUGCGCUGCAUCACACGCCUGUCGCAAAAAUGGCUACCGUGAACGUGAAUCGCAAUGUCACUGACAUCUUCUAUCGCUACAAGAUGCCGCGUAUCAACGCGAAGGUGGAAGGUAAAGGUAACGGCAUCAAGACGGUUAUUGUGAACAUGGUGGACGUGGCCAGAGCUAUUGGACGGCCUGCAACCUAUCCGACGAAGUACUUCGGGUGCGAACUGGGUGCGCAAACCCAGUUUGAUCACAAGAACGAACGUUUCAUCGUGAAUGGAUCGCAUGAUGCGACCAAGUUGCAGGAUCUACUCGACGGGUUCAUUCGUAAGUACGUGCUGUGCCCUGAGUGCGACAAUCCGGAAACCGAUUUGCUGGUCUCGUCCAAGAAGGGAACCAUCUCGCAGGGCUGUAAAGCUUGUGGUUUCCACGGUCCCCUCGAGGUGAACCACAAGGUGAACACGUACAUCAUCAAGAAUCCGCCGAACGUGAACCCGGCUAGUCAGGGUGCGUCGUUGACUGAAGGAAAGCGUAACAAGCGCUCGAAGAAGGGUGAGAACGGUGACGAUUCGACGGUCGGUCUGAACACCACCGCCAACGGAUCGGCGCACGACAACGGUGAGACCAACGGUGAUGAGUCACCGAACGAGUCGCUUGUGGGCACAACCGGGAGUGUCGUGGCUGCGGGUGUAAUUGCUAACGGCGAGGACGAUGUCAGCUGGACCGUCGAUACGUCUGAGGAGGCGGUGCGGGCCCGGAUGCAGGAUCUCACCGAUGGCGCCAAGAACAUGACCGUCUCGGACGACUUUGACAAAACGGAAAAGGAGCGCAUGGACAUUUUCUACGAGCUGGUCAAGAAGAAGCGGGACGCAGGUGAGCUGGACAACUUGCAGGUGCAUAAGGAGCUGGUGACGGAGGCGAGUCGGCUCGAUAUCCAGUCGAAGUCGACGCUGGUGCUGGCGGAAUUAUUGUUCACUUCCAACAUCACGCAAGAGGCGCGCAAGUAUCGGAAUUUGCUGCUGCGCUUUACACACGAAGACAAGAAGGCGCAGAAGUACUUUAUUGGUGGCCUAGAGCAGAUCAUCUCGCUGCACGCCGACAAACUGAUGGACAAGGUGCCCGGCAUCCUCAAGCUGUUCUACGACAGUGACGUCCUGGACGAGAAAGUUAUCCUCGACUGGUCGCAGAAGGUCAGCAAGAAGUACGUGUCGAAGGAGGUUGCCGCGCAGAUCCAUGAGCGGGCCAAACCGUUCGUCCAGUGGCUGCAGGAGGCCGAGGAGGAGGAGUCAUCCGAGGAGGAUGACGACUCGGAGGUCGAAAUUGAGUAUGAUGAUCGCGCGAAGGUGGAUUCACUGCGCAAGGGACCGACCAAGCCGGAACCGAAGAAGGCUGCAGCUGCUGCCGUGGAGGACGACGAGGAUGGCGAAGAUCUUAACAUUGACGAUAUUUAAGCCUCCUCUGAACCUUCUACCAACACCUUACUUCUUUUCUUUCGCGUUUUGUCCACGUUUUCUCGUGAUCCAAAGGACGAUGAACAAAGAUAUGCAUAGUUAGCCUAUCGAAAUCCCUCGAGAAUUUUUCUCUACACAAAUCAGGCAACUAUUUUCACCUGACAUUGUUUCUUAGUAAGAACAUACCUUUAUCGAAUCGGCAUGUAAUUGAACUGGCUUUUGUUGCUUUGCUGGUUUGUCCAAAGAAAAUUAGGUCCGCACACCCCUGGCUGGUAAUGGGUUAUCGAAAAUCGAUCGCUAAUAUUCUGUUUGAUAUUCGCGAUUGCAAUACCGACCGGUUGAAAUUACGAAUUACGUACGAAUGUUGUGUGCUGUAGGAUGAUCACGAGAAUACACACAGUGGAAGCUUUUAAUUCGAAGAAUGGCAUGGCUUAUGAUCCGUUUUUUUCCUUAUCUCUUUCCUGUGUUAGUAUGGAAAUAAACAUUCAAGCAUAUAAAAAAUAAACAAAAAAAGAAUAAAAAUUUUCAUUCAGUAAAA
This is a messenger RNA of Anopheles coustani, 3422 nucleotides long. RefSeq names its product eukaryotic translation initiation factor 5 (gene eIF5). The coding region runs from base 1478 to 2884 and encodes 468 amino acids. Gene Ontology annotation, molecular function: eukaryotic initiation factor eIF2 binding; translation initiation factor activity; GDP-dissociation inhibitor activity. The record is from RefSeq and is a predicted model, not a curated record. Gene Ontology annotation, cellular component: cytosol. NCBI's taxonomy places the organism in Eukaryota, Metazoa, Arthropoda, Insecta, Diptera, Culicidae. The transcript has 7 exons. Gene Ontology annotation, biological process: translational initiation; formation of translation preinitiation complex; formation of cytoplasmic translation initiation complex.